AUGAGCGCACCCUCCGAGACCGUUCCACCCACCCCUUCUAGCAGCAGCGCCGUGCCUCCUGUCACACCCAAUAAACCGCCUCACGUCCUAAUUGGUGGUGCUGGUCUGGCUGGCCUUUUCCUCGGCAUCCUUCUAGAGAGAGCUGGGAUCCCCUAUGAGAUCUUCGAACGUUCUGCUGAACCCAGGCAACUUGGUGUUGCCAAUUGUCCUGAUCUGAUUGGGUAUGACCGCGUCAUCUUCUCCCGUCCCGAGCUGCACGACAUGCUAUUCAAGAAGAUUCCCAAGGAAAAGCUCCAUAUGUCAAAUAAGAUGGUUACACUUGACCAAGAUCAGGAUGGCGUUACUAUGACCUUUGACGACAACACCACUGCCCACGGCGACAUCCUUGUCGGAACCGACGAGGCCCACAGUACCGUUCGCCAACACUUGCACAAGACCCUGAAGAAGGACGGCCUUCUCCCCAACACCAUCAUUCAGUUUGGGCUUUCGUCGACAGCAGAUGAAUACGCAGCGUCGUCGGGCUGGACUAAUCAAGAGAACAAGGGGAUGGUGGACGAGUUUCGUGACUUCAAGACCCCCUAUGCUCCUCCGAGUGGCGGUGCAGGUGCAGUAAACGCCAUGCAAGAUCCUGUUCUCCUCGCCAACCAUCUCUAUGACAUCAAUCCCACCAACUUGAAGAACACCAAGACCGUGCUGAGUGACUACAAGAAUGAAAGAUUCGAUGCCAUCAAGGACCAGUAUCCUCAAUCGCAUAUGAGUGCCAAACUCAUCUACGGUCAUACACUCUGGGAGCGAGUUCUCAGAUAUGUCGUGUUCAAUUGGCUCCCUGAAUCGCUCCAGCGCAAGCAAUUGGUUAAGGAUACUGCCUACCGCCCUCAGGCUACCUUUUAA
Molecule: messenger RNA, 891 nt
Organism: Linnemannia hyalina
Lineage: Eukaryota; Fungi; Mortierellomycota; Mortierellomycetes; Mortierellales; Mortierellaceae
Source: the annotation of a GenBank genome assembly